Molecule: messenger RNA, 847 nt
Organism: Asparagus officinalis (garden asparagus)
Lineage: Eukaryota; Viridiplantae; Streptophyta; Magnoliopsida; Asparagales; Asparagaceae
Product: hypoxanthine-guanine phosphoribosyltransferase
Exons: 3
Coding region: 126-683 (185 amino acids)
Biological process (GO): IMP salvage; guanine salvage; hypoxanthine metabolic process
Molecular function (GO): hypoxanthine phosphoribosyltransferase activity; magnesium ion binding
Source: RefSeq, a predicted model, not a curated record
CCAAACAGUCUCCUUCCUCAAGUGGCCAAAACCCUCAUUUAAAAUCCUAACCCCCUCAAAAUGCCAAGCCCCCAAUCAGCGACAAACCCUAACCCUAGAAUCUUAGACCCUAUCCUCUCCUCUCAAUGGACGCCGACAUCGAUCGCAUACUGUGGACCGCCUCGGAGAUCUCCGAUCGCGUUUCCUCGCUCGCAUCGGAGAUUAACCGCGAUUUCAAGGAGAAGGGCUGUGAUUUGGUCGUGGUUGGAGUUGCUACUGGAGCUUUCAUGUUUCUGGCCGAUCUCGUGAGGGCGAUUGAGAUUCCGGUGGCUGUGGAUUUCGUUAGGGUUGAGUCGUAUGGUUCGGGGACGGAGUCGAAUGGGAUGCCGAGGAUAUCCAGCGAUUUGAAGGUGGAUGUUAGCGGAAAGCACGUGAUUGUGGUUGAGGACAUUGUUGACACUGGGAAUACCCUUUCCUGUCUCAUUUCCUACUUAAAAUCAAAAGGUGCUUGCUCUGUAUCUGUCUGCACCUUUCUGGAUAAGCCUGCAAGGAGAAGAGUUCAUUUCGAACUAGUUGGGGAAGGAAAAAUUUAUCGUGGUUUUGAGUGUCCAGAUUAUUUCGUAGUGGGUUAUGGUAUGGACUUUGCUGAACUUUACAGGAAUCUGCCAUACGUUGGGGUCCUUAAGCCUGAAAUGCACACAUGACAACGGUUUUGAUCGAUUUAGGGAAAAGACCACUUCUCAGUUAUUUAUCAAAUGAUCCCACAAUUCAUAAAGGAUCUGUACUUGAAAAACAUGGAAUUUGUGAUAUGAUAUUGACGACUUUGUUACUGCCAAGUUUAUUAGAUGAUGUGUUUACUGAUAUCGAA